Molecule: messenger RNA, 2293 nt
Organism: Drosophila innubila
Lineage: Eukaryota; Metazoa; Arthropoda; Insecta; Diptera; Drosophilidae
Gene: Arp8
Product: actin-related protein 8
Exons: 1
Coding region: 177-2060 (627 amino acids)
Biological process (GO): regulation of DNA-templated transcription; double-strand break repair
Cellular component (GO): Ino80 complex
Source: RefSeq, a predicted model, not a curated record
CGCUUGGGCUUGCGAGUGUAUUGAUAAAUCGAGCAGCUGAUUUGCACGCGUGCGAUACUUUGCCCAUCACUGCUUUAAAAGCAAUGUAAACGAAAUAUUUUCAACGGCAGGCAGCUGGCAGGGCUGCCGAUAAAGCAAUUGCAGUGAACUGAGUGAAAAGUGAAGACAGAACAGCAAUGGAAAAUUUGUCCAAUUGUCGCAGGAGGUCACGGGCGAGCAGCACGAGCAGUGGCCGUGUAUCGCACAGUCAGCCUCAGCCGCCAAGUCAAUUCCAAAGCCAACCGCUCGAGGCUCCCAAGAUAAUCAUAAUACAUCCAGGAUCACAGCAUCUGAGAAUUGGACGUGCAGCCGACCUGAACCCGCUGACAAUGCUGCAUGCAGUCGCCUACAGACGCACAGUAGUGGAUGGGGUGGAGGGGAGGGAGAGGGAUCAGGAUUGUCCGCAUCAUGAUCCCUUACUGCCGCCACUGGAUAAUUGUAAUUUGGCCAAAUUGCAGCUGGAGUUUGAGGAGCAUCGACUAGCGGUAUCACGGAUACUACAACAUUGCAUUGUUGAUGAACAAAAUCGUUUAAGGGUCGCAACGCCGCCCCAGCAACUGGCCCACUUUAAUCGCAGCAGCGUGGCUGAGAAAAUUCCGCCGCCCGUUUCCGAGGAGUACAACAGGUGGAACAGUGAGCAGAGUAGUGUGCUGUAUGAUGAGCAUAUACUGCAGCUCAGCGCCAGCGAUGCCCGCAACUAUGACAUCCAUUUUCCCAUACAGCGUGGCGAACUCAAUGUGCAUAAGGGGAAGGGGGGAUCCCUGCAGGCGACACUCUCACAUCUGGAGAGGAUCUGGUCUUAUGCACUGGAGCAACGUCUGGGCAUACCACUCGAAGACCUAAGCACCCACAGUGCGGUCCUUGUUGUCAAUGAUGUUUAUGUGCGUCGCCAUCUGCGCGAGGCAAUGACGCUGCUCCUGCAACGCAUGGGAUUUCAGCGUUGCUUCCUAGUGCAGGACAGUGUGUCGGCCACAUAUGGCGCUGGCAUUGGCCAUGGCUGUGUUGUGGACAUUGGUGCACAGAAGACAUCGAUAGCGUGCAUUGAAGAUGGCAUUUCCCAGUUGGAUGCACGCGUUCGACUUGAUUAUGGUGGAGGUGACAUUGAUCAGGUCCUGUUGAUGCUGUUGCGCAAAUGUGGAUUCCCCUAUCGUGAGUGCUGCGUCCAGGACAGCUAUGUGGAUGCCCAGCUGCUGGACGAGAUCAAGGAGCGCUUCUGCCACUUGAAUGCCAGUGUUUGUGGAGCACAGGAAAAGCAUUUCACACUGCGCCAGGCGAAUGGACAGUGGCUGCGAUAUACGAUUCAAGUGGGCGACGAGGUGAUCAUGGCACCGCUCUCACUCUUUCACACGGAGCUCCUUAACAUCACCGGCAAAUGUCGAGCGGUGUACACACAGCAAUCUGCACAGGAUCAAUACGAUUGCGAGGAUUGCUUUGAUGCCGAAUAUUUACGGGAGACGGGUCGCAAAAAUGGUGUACGAUCUGGUGAUUUAAGCAUUCCACUAUCCACAGGAACUGGCACACCAAGUGCUAAGCUGCCCAUCACAGCUGAUGAUGAGGAGUUGAUUGUUGUCGACCAGGAUGACACCACAGUUAGCAGCAACAGCAACUCACUGCAGCAGCAACAACAACACCAACAACAGUUGCAGGCAAAGGCCAACAACUCUUGGUACUAUAAUGCCAGUGGUCAGGUGGUGUCGUUGGAUCAGGCCGUCAUCCGUGCUAUAGGGCGCUGUGUCAGCUACGAGACGCGCCGCAAGAUGUUUGGCGCCAUUCUUCUCGUUGGCAGUACGGCCAAGAUGCGGGGCCUCUCCGCCUGGCUGGAGCAGAGGAUUAGCCAACAGGUGCCGCCCGGUCUCGAGGUGAAUGUCUUUACCAAGGGCAUGGAUGUGGGCAUGGUCGCCUGGAAGGGAGCUGCCAUCAUGUCGGUGUUGGAGAGCUCCCGAGAACUGUGGAUUACCCAACGCGAAUGGCAACGUUACGGCUUGCGUAUUCUCCGAGAGCGUUCUCCCUUCCUCUGGUAACCCCCCUUCCCCUGCUAUGUACUCCUAUUCUAUAUUGGCUAUAACGCCGCUAGUUAACUUUUUAUAUCGAAUAUAUUCAUAGCAGAUGAUGAUUGUACCAUUUAUAUAAAUUUCAUCAAAUUUACAACUGCCAUUGAGAGUUCACUUAUUUCUCGAUCUGUAUAUGCUAAGGUGUAGCCUAUUUUGUAUUUAAAUUCAUUUUUAAAUUGAUUAAAAAGCAAAACUAUAUAUUA